Prorocentrum cordatum is the source of this 419-nucleotide messenger RNA. NCBI's taxonomy places the organism in Eukaryota, Dinophyceae, Prorocentrales, Prorocentraceae. The record is from the annotation of a GenBank genome assembly.
CCAGGAGUUCUCAUUCAGAGGGCUUCUUGAGCGAGGAGGAAUGGGGUGCGCCGAGCAUUCCCACUCCAGAUGGCCGCCUCCUUGACGCUGCCGCUGCGCAGGGCGAGCUGCCCGCUGAAGAGGACGAGGACCUGGCUCGCCGAGAGCCCUGGCCGCGGGCCGAGCCCCGAGCAGGGCGACGGCCAAGCCCUCGUGCCUCUCGAGCUGGCGCCAGCGCAGGCCCAGCCAGGGGCGCUGGUUGCACCUGCUGCUGGCGGCGUCGGCGAGGCACCAUUGCAGGGCUCGCUGGCCAGUCUGGCGCGGGUGAUGGUGGAGAGGCGUUAUCCCGACGGUGGCGUCGUCACGCUGACGACGGCCACGUCCAUGGCGGAUCGCCUCGGCAUUUAGUUGUUUGACCUAAACGAUUGGACCAUCCCCCU